CAACAAACCGCCGCAUUCAUGAAAAUGAAAACGUUUUUUUUUUUAUUACAGAGUCAGUUUGCAACUAACUCAGUUUAAAAACGAAUUCGCUAUAAUCAAGCAUCUCUGAUUCAGAAGUUGUUUUUCGAGAAUAAUAUGAACUGUUUAUCGUUAUGUGUGCGCAUGCGGGCAACUUGCGAAAGAAAUUGUUUCGAUUGGCUUCGUUUAGUACAAUAAUCAUUACGCGAAUGGAUAGCCGCCUUGUGAUCUCGAAAAAAAUGGUGCCUUCGUCGCAAUUCGUACUUAUUCUAUUUGGAAUAUCCUGGUUGUUCAGUUCCUUAAUUUCAGCGGUACCAUUAGCUUUGGCUGACGAAAAACCGAAGAAUCGAGAUCAUCUGAUAAUAACCGAGAAACUUUAUGCGAAGAUUUUUGAGCAAAACAGGGAUCAACAGAAAGCUUAUGUGGCCAAUGUCCUCUCUACUUAUGAUUACUCUACUAGAUAUAGCCUGCUGAACAGGACUUAUGAAGAGAUAAUACAGAUUCUUCAAGAGCACGGGCCGAAAUUGCGUGAAAAUAACAUCACGGCUGCCAUGGAAUUUCCCAAAAAUCACACCGUAAUGGAACUAAUGGCUUUAUAUAUUGAAAACACAUGUUUCUUUGGAGAGCUUAUCCUUCAUAUGCCGAAGAUAUCCUACAGAAUUUUGAAAACUGUAACGGGCUGGCGUGAGCUCGUCCUUGAAGCGCUACGUUAUACGCGAACCUUCGUAAAUAUCGUUGAUAGUAAAUCAAUGGAAUUACUAGAUUUGACAGAACAGGAAAUCGACAUAAGCAAGCGUCUGCCAUACUUCAUCAAUCCUUACCGGGAUCACAGAACAGCUGGUUUGAGAACGAAACGUCGUAAAAAGUUAAAAUUAAAGAAAGGACCUCAUCUAACAAAAUUAGAGUUGUGAUAAUUGGAAAACUGUUUAUUUCAUUGAAAUCGAUAUACAUAAGUCUAAUCCUA
Messenger RNA from Toxorhynchites rutilus septentrionalis, 982 nucleotides. RefSeq names its product coiled-coil domain-containing protein 134-like. The record is from RefSeq and is a predicted model, not a curated record. The coding region runs from base 153 to 929 and encodes 258 amino acids. Lineage: Eukaryota; Metazoa; Arthropoda; Insecta; Diptera; Culicidae. The transcript has 4 exons.